Molecule: messenger RNA, 373 nt
Organism: Echinops telfairi (small Madagascar hedgehog)
Lineage: Eukaryota; Metazoa; Chordata; Mammalia; Afrosoricida; Tenrecidae
Product: dynein light chain 1, cytoplasmic-like
Exons: 1
Coding region: 29-298 (89 amino acids)
Biological process (GO): cilium assembly; microtubule-based process
Cellular component (GO): cytoplasmic dynein complex
Molecular function (GO): dynein light intermediate chain binding; dynein intermediate chain binding
Source: RefSeq, a predicted model, not a curated record
CGGCUAGUCCGCGCGCUUCACGGUAACCAUGUGCGACCGAAAGGCCGUGAUCAAAAAUGCCGACAUGUCGGAGGAGAUGCAACAGGACUCGGUGGAGUGCGCGAUUCAGGCGCUGGAGAAAUACAACAUCGAGAAGGACAUUGCGGCCCACAUCAAGAAGGAGUUUGACAAGAAGUACAAUCCCACUUGGCACUGCAUUGUGGGCAGAAACUUUGGUAGUUAUGUGACACAUGAAACUAAGCACUUCAUCUAUUUCUACCUGGGCCAAGUGGCCAUCCUUCUGUUCAAAUCUGGUUAAAGCAUGGAUUGUGCCCACACACCCAGUGAUCCAUCCAAAACCAAGGACUGCCGCCUAAAUUCCAAAUACCAGAGA